This is a messenger RNA of Nilaparvata lugens (brown planthopper), 2687 nucleotides long. Its product is annotated as serine/threonine-protein kinase VRK1. NCBI's taxonomy places the organism in Eukaryota, Metazoa, Arthropoda, Insecta, Hemiptera, Delphacidae. Gene Ontology annotation, biological process: peptidyl-serine phosphorylation; signal transduction. The transcript has 8 exons. Gene Ontology annotation, molecular function: ATP binding; protein serine/threonine kinase activity. Gene Ontology annotation, cellular component: cytoplasm; nucleus. Bases 252 to 1652 code for a protein of 466 amino acids. The record is from RefSeq and is a predicted model, not a curated record.
GUUUAUAACUGAAAACUUUAAAAGCUUGCAGGUUGCUGCAUGCGAGUUUGCGAGCAAGUGAAACCAGUAGGCAGUAGUUGUGCCUGGUGCCAGUAGUUUUCGGUUGUUUAACGUUUGAAAGCUUCAAAAACUUGUAAAGUUUGUAAAUUCAACGGUCAGUUUUUAUUCCACCGUGAUUUUUUUACUUUUAAAAUCAAUAAUUUAUAUUUAACAAAAGUAUUCUACGGACCUUUACCGGUUAUCUUUGGAAAAUGCCUCCUAAAAAGGAUGGUGGGCCAGCACCUAAGAAAAAGAAAGGUCUAUACAAACUUCCAGACCCACUGCCAAAAGGUUUGAAAGUUGUGGACAACCAGAAGAAGGAGUGGGAGAUCGGAGAAUCGAUUGGAACGGGUGGUUUUGCGGAAGUUUACAGUGCUAAGGAAAGUAAUAAGGAGACUGCUUCCAAGAAUGCUAUCAAAUAUCCAUUCGCUAUAAAAGUGGAGCCAAAAGAAAAUGGACCUCUAUUUUGCGAAAUCCAUUUCUAUAUGCGAGCUACUAAACCAGAGUUAAUUGCAGAAUGGAAAAAAACGAAGAAAGUAAAACACUGUGGAGUCUCUCCUUUCUAUAGCUCUGGAUUGUUCACCUUCAAAAAUACGGAGUAUAGAUUUCUAGUAACUGAUAGAUAUGGAAAGAGUCUCUACAACAUUAUUUCGGAGAACGACAAGCAAAUUCCAACUGAUACCGUUCACCAGAUUGCUAUACAGUUGUUAGAUAUGCUUGAGUACAUACACAGCAAGGGCUACAUACACGGUGACAUCAAAGCUGCCAACUUGCUGUUUGGAGUAAAACCUGGUACAGAAAAGUAUCUGCACUUGGUUGAUUACGGCCUAGCGAAGAAAUUCAAGAGCGAUGUUGAAGACUUGCCCAGAGAUCCAAAACUGGCAGGCAAUGGAACAAUAGAAUACAUCAGUCGUGACGGACACAAUGGAGUUUUUGGCACUCGAGGAGAUUUGGAAAUGCUUGCGUUCAAUCUGCUCCACUGGAUUAACUCUACGUUACCGUGGGAGAAAGAUAUUGCUAAUGCUGCCGUGGUUCAGCAGAAGAAGGAGGAGCUGAUGGCUUCUCCAUCUACUUAUAUCAACAAGAAUCUCCCCAAAGUUCCUACAGUGAUGGUGAAAUUCCUCGAUUACAUAAAUUCAAUUGACAAUAAUCAACCCAUUGAUUUCGAUCUUUGUCGGAAGCUGUUCUUAACCGAAUUGACGAAGUUGAAACUUAAACCCUACGAUGAACUCAAUUUUCACGUUACAAAAGACAGUUCAGUCGAUAGUAAAGUUAAGAAAAGUGCCUCGUCUAAAAAACAGGUAAAAGAAGAAGUAGUGGAGGAAGCGGAGCAUUAUGUAGGAAGAAGAACACGCAAUUCCAUGUCAGCCGCCGCUGCUAGUGAACCAGUCGAAAUCAAGGACUCUCAAAGUGAGCAAAAAGGUCGCACUAAAUCUGAAGCUGACAAAGAAAACAGCAAAACUCAAAAACCUCCAGCCAAAAAACCAGCUGCAAAGAAAGAGCCAAAGAAAACUGCCAGCUGGAAAGAUUCUCAAACAAUUCGUGCCAGUAACAUUGUCAAACCUGGAGAAUACGUCAGUACCAGGCAAGCGGCUCCAUCAAAAAGAAAGUGAUUCCACCGUUCUCUAGAUUAUUUGCAUUUUCGAAAACUUUCAAGUACAUUUCUACUACCUGCAGAUAGGUAUUUAUUAUAAUUUUCUUUGAAUUCAUUGUCUUUUUGACUUGUCAUUGUUUUACCAAUAAUUUUUAGUGUUAAAGUUUUAUAUCUCCAAUAGCCAAAACGUGUAAUCUUGGUAAGACUGAGACUGAAUUAAUCAAUAUUUGUUGUAGUGACUAGCCUAGCUAAUUAAGAGGCCUGAUGUGAACGACUGUUGCACGCGAUAUAUAGAGCAAAGUGAAUGACAUUCAUUGUAUCCUACCUGAUUCGUGUCAAGUUACGCAUCUAAAUGUUAUUACUAUUUAAAUUUUUCAUUUUUCAUGAAAUAAUCAUGUCUAAAGCACUCAGAUGCCAGUCACCUAGCGUUGGCACGGUCGUACAGUUUGCGACGUCGAAUUCCAUGUUGGAUUGUUUGAUUCAAAUAAUUUAUUGAUUAAUAACACUGAUUUAAUUCUCCACUUUCAAUGCCCAUUUCCAUUAUAUUAUUGAACAUUGGUAGUGCAGUUCACAAUUCAAACUCAUGUUCUUCAAAAUUAUUGUAGUUUGAUUAUUAUGGAUAGUAAAUCAUUAUUCAUGUUUCCCGACCUUACUUUGCACUAUAAUCUUGAAGAAUUGCGGGAAAUAGAAGUUUCUGAUAGUAUUCAUGAUAUUGACAAAUUGCAUUCUAUUGUUUCUGAAAUGUAAUCAAUAUAAAUUGAAAAAAAACUUUUUUUACUCAGAAAAUCACAAAUCCAAAUAAAAUAAGUACCGUAGGUAUUGAAAAUGCGGUGAAUUGUAAUACGGACAUAUUCAAGUGAAUCUGUAGAGCUGUGCACUGUGAUGAUAUAUUUAUAAUUUUACUAGCAUUUUUUUAAAAUAAAUAUCCAAAAAGCAUAGAAUGCAGGUACAGUAUUAGAGUACUUAAAAGUUAACCUUGUUGGAUAGAUGGUACUGUAGUUUUUAAGACAACCAUCUCUGUCCUAAUUUUUUAUUAAAAUUAAUCAUACAUCAA